Molecule: messenger RNA, 2338 nt
Organism: Brassicogethes aeneus
Lineage: Eukaryota; Metazoa; Arthropoda; Insecta; Coleoptera; Nitidulidae
Source: the annotation of a GenBank genome assembly
CAACAGUUUCGGUCUGUGGAUUUAAGGUUAUGUUCUUAGGUUAUGUUUUUAGGUUAUGUUUUGUUUGAUUUUCGGUGGCUAAACGUAUUAUAGUGUUUGGAACUUGUGAGAGGAAGAAUAUUCUUGUUCUGAAAGAAUUUAGUCAUGGAGACUAUAUUGGAACAGCAAAGGCGAUACCAUGAAGAAAAAGAAAGGUUAAUUGAUGCUAUGGUCAAAGAAAUGUUGCACAAGAAAAAUUCUUACAGAGAAACCAUAAAUUCAGAUCAAAGGCAAAAAUAUUUGCUUGAUCGUUAUAUGAAUGGAACGGAAAAGUUGAUAGAGUUGUAUGAAGAUAAAGAUGGUCAACGAAAAGCUGAAGUUGCAGCUUUGACUGGACCCAAUGAGUUUAAUGAAUUUUAUAAUCGUUUAAAACAGAUAAAGGAUUUUUACAGAAAGCAUCCAAAUGAGAUAAGUGUACCAAUGUCAGUUGAGUUUGAUGAAUUUGCUAAAGCUAGAGAAAAUCCCUCUGAAGAAAUGUCCAACUUGGUUGAGUUUACUGAUGAGGAAGGUUAUGGAAAAUUUUUGGAUUUACAUGAAUGUUAUGAGAAAUUUAUAAAUCUUAAAGGAAUUGAUAAAGUGGACUAUAUUAGUUAUUUAUCCACAUUUGAUCAGCUUUAUGAAAUUCCAAAGGAAAGAAAAUCUGGUGAAUAUAGAAAAUAUCUAUUAACUUUAAUUGAAUACUUGAGCUGGUUUGUGCAAAGAAUAAGACCUUUGAUGGACUUGGACAAAGACUUACAAGAAGAAGCCGACAGUAUUAUAAAUAUUUGGGAGAGCGGUACUGUUCCAGGAUGGCCAAAAGAGACUGGUUCAGCAUUGGCAAAUGUUGGUGCACAUUUGGAUCUUUCAGCAUUUUCAAGUUGGGAGGAAUUGGCUUCUUUGGGUCUGGAUCGUUUGAAGUCGGCUUUAUUGGCUUUAGGGUUAAAAUGUGGAGGAACCUUGGAGGAGAGGGCACAAAGAUUGUUUUCAACAAAGGGAAAAGGUUCUUUGGAUCCAUCAUUGAUGACUAAAAAUAAUAAGGGAAAAGCCAAUAAGGAAAAAGAACAACUGAGACAUAGGGACCUUGCUAUGUUGGAAGCUCAGAUUUAUAGACUGGCCGAUUUAGUGUCCACUCAAAGGGGAGCAACAAAAGAAAAUGUUCAAAGGAAACAAGCCAGAACUGACGGAGAAAGAAACGACAGUGAAAAUGAGGAAAGUGAAGAGGAUAGUCCCGAUGAAGGUGACGAUGAUGUCCCAUAUAACCCCAAAAAUUUGCCAUUGGGGUGGGAUGGAAAACCUAUUCCUUAUUGGCUGUAUAAAUUGCAUGGUUUAAAUAUCAGCUACAACUGCGAAAUUUGUGGUAAUUUUGUUUAUAAGGGUCCUAAAGCUUUUCAACGGCAUUUCGCGGAAUGGAGACAUGCUCAUGGUAUGAGGUGUCUUGGUAUUCCAAACACGGCUCAUUUUGCCAAUGUUACGCAAAUUGAGGAUGCUAUUGCUUUGUGGGAAAAAUUGAAAGUACAGAAGCAAAAUGAACGCUGGCAACCAGAAACCGAGGAAGAAUAUGAAGAUUCUCAAGGAAACGUGGUAAACAGAAAAACAUAUGAAGAUCUUAAAAGACAAGGAUUGCUAUAAAUUAGGGUCAUGUUUGUAUUUUAAGAAUGUGUUUGUGUUAAUUUAACUAUUUUAUAUUAAUAAAUACAUCCAGUCAGAGUAAUUAACAGUAAAAAGUAUAAGUUAUUUAUUUAUCUUCCACAACCACCUCCACCACAAGCACUUCUUCUUGGAGGCCUGUAGUUGGAUGAACUCCCUGCACCCAUUAAUGGGUUGUAAUCUGAUUUUAACGUAGACUUGGUAGUUUCAAAUUUAUCAUUAUCUGAAGCACCUAAUCUUUGACCAUCCUUAUUAAAGGCAGCUAAUAAUUCUUCACGUUUUUUAGCUUCUUUCUCUUCUUGCUUUCUCUUGUAUUCCUCCAACUUUUGAUUAUAUUGCUCCUGCAGUUUUUUGGUUCUUUCUUCUUGAGCUUUUAGCCUUGCAUUAAAUAAAUCAGGAUUUUUAUGGUACUUUGCUGCAUAUUCUUGUUCAUCUUUUGUUUUCCAAUAAUUAUCAAGUCUAUGUUUUAUAGACUUAUUAUAAAUAUACCCAGAUAUAAUAGCCGUUACAAGGAUAUACCAGCCGUAAUCAGCCAAAAAGGAAAAAACGUCAAUAUACAUUUUUUCUUUAUUUUUUAUAAAUGCAAACUAAAAUUUUUAAGCUAUAUAUUUAAAGUUUAUAGCAUUAUUUAGAAAAAUAUUAUUAUUUGUGUCAAAACUUUUGACGUUUCAGC